UAACAUUCAAAGGAAUCCUCAUUUUCUUUUGUGCGACGAUAUCUAACGUUUCUCAGCGGACCUUAAGAGGAGACGGCUGGACACACAAAGAAACAGCCAGACAUGGGCGGAUCAGAAUCUAAGGAGCACCCUUCCUGCUCUCCAUUGCUGCAAGAACCAUGGAGGAUACUGGAUUGGAGCAAAAGGGAUGAGAUGAAAGACCAUUUGAGGAGACUGGAAAUCAGCAAUGAAGAUGUUAAGCAUCUCCGUAUCCUGGUUCAUGGUCCAGUGGGAGCAGGAAAGUCCAGCUUCAUCAACUCCAUAGACAGCAUCUUUCAGGGGCGAAUGACCAAUGGAACCACAGCUGAAGGAAAUGCUGGACACAGCUGCACAAAGACAUACAAAACCAACAAAAUUAAAAAUGGAGAAUAUGGAUCCUACUUACGAUUUGUCAUCAGUGAUGCCAUGGGUCAGGAAACAGGCGAUUCCAACGGAGUGCAAACAGAUGACCUGAUAAAAAUCUUGGAGGGUCACAUCAAAGAAGGGUAUAAGUUCAAUUCUGCAAAGUCUUGUCAACAGGAGGAAAAGGAAUAUAACAAAGAUCCAAGUCUGAGUGACAGGAUUCACUGUCUGGUCACUGUCAUUCCAGCAAGUAGUAUCCUCUGGUGUGCUGACAAGAAAGUUUCAGGCAAUGUCAUGCAGGAAAAGGAUGAAGCCUUCAUCAACAAGAUCAAAGAUGUCAGAGCAUGUGCCAGCACGAUGGGCAAGUGCUUUUUACACCAUUGACCCUGACUGAAGACCAUUUUUUCACACUUGAUGCCCUUGUGGCAGAACAAAGGCUUAUUGUGUGGCUAUGCUACAUGACAAAGAUAAAAUAGACCCCACCAUUUAAAUCAGAGGGAAUAGCCCUCAUAAAUUAUAUGAAAUAUAAUAAAUAAUUGUGAGGGCUGAACAAUACCUUUAAAAUUCAACCCUAAAAAACACCAAAAUAUUCAUUUAUUAAUAUAAAUCUAAUUUUCAGAAAUUAGAAUGGUUAAUCUGAAAAGCAAGCUUGGAAACCAGACUCUCUGACUUCACAG
Molecule: messenger RNA, 1058 nt
Organism: Alosa sapidissima (American shad)
Lineage: Eukaryota; Metazoa; Chordata; Actinopteri; Clupeiformes; Clupeidae
Product: interferon-induced protein 44-like
Exons: 6
Coding region: 103-765 (220 amino acids)
Source: RefSeq, a predicted model, not a curated record